Molecule: messenger RNA, 264 nt
Organism: Porites evermanni
Lineage: Eukaryota; Metazoa; Cnidaria; Anthozoa; Scleractinia; Poritidae
Source: the annotation of a GenBank genome assembly
ACUCAUAAUGAUGACACCUUGGCUUUACAGCGUGACCUAGACAAACUGGGUUUAUGGGCUAAUAGGUGGCAGAUGCUGUUCAAUCCCAACAAUUGCUACAAAAUGUCUGUCUACCGGAGUAGAUCCCCAGGAGCGAAAGACUACACCCUCCACAACGAAGCCCUGGUAGCUGUUCAGCAACAUCACUAUUCAGGUGUUUUGCUGUCUAGCGAUUUACGGUGGAACUCUCAUGUGGGCAAGAAUGUCAAAAAGGGGAAUUCUACA